AUGGCGGCUAUGGCCCUUCCUCUUGCCAGUGCCACCUCAUCUAAACAUGCAGAGAUUAUGGCGCUUCUUUUCGGGAUGAAAUUUGCUCGGGAUGCUGGCUUUUCUUCUAUUUUAAUUGAGUCUGAUUUACAAGGGGUGAUAAUUGAUGUAAGGAAGGAUGAGGAAGAGUCAUGGGCAUCAGAUGGGCAUCUUAUUGAUGAUAUUAAGAGGAGUCUGCAACACUUUGAAGAUGUUAUUAUCUCUUUUAGUCCAAGAGGGGCUUGGAUUGAAGAGGUUCCCUUCUGGCUGGAAUCAAUUGUAAAACGAUGA
Prunus armeniaca (apricot) is the source of this 309-nucleotide messenger RNA. NCBI's taxonomy places the organism in Eukaryota, Viridiplantae, Streptophyta, Magnoliopsida, Rosales, Rosaceae. The record is from the annotation of a GenBank genome assembly.